This is a messenger RNA of Guillardia theta CCMP2712, 4355 nucleotides long. RefSeq lists its product as hypothetical. NCBI's taxonomy places the organism in Eukaryota, Cryptophyceae, Pyrenomonadales, Geminigeraceae. Gene Ontology annotation, molecular function: protein binding. The transcript has a single exon. The record is from RefSeq and is a predicted model, not a curated record. The annotation marks the transcript as partial.
AUGCCCAACCCUCAAGAACUUUGUGACUCCGAGCAAGCCGAGUUGAGUGGUAGGAAGGUUGCGGGCGGGAGAUGGGGCUCCUCUGAGAGGUUCAAGGCCAAGAAGCAGAAUGCUGAAGUUGGUCCUGGACAUUAUCAACCUGAUGUCAGCAAGGUUGUGCGUAGGACGCCAGGAGCGCGUAUUUGCCCGCCCACAAGAAAGAAUCUAGCUGCACAUCUCAACGAGUUCCAGAAGCUCCUGGAAAAAAGCGAAGUUGGCCCUGGAAAGUACUCUCCUCAAUACUUUGCAACAAGCGAAUGGGUCUCUACCCAUGCACCUUGCAUCCCGCAACCAAGAAUCGCUUCAACGGCCCGUGUUAUACAGACUCACGAUUGCGAAGCCUUAUACUGCAAAUCUCAACGCUCUGGUUAUGCACUUUCCGAGAAAAGCUUUUCUGAUCGCAAAAGUGUUGGUUGCUUGAAAUGGAUGCCAGAUUACUUUCCUGAAAGACCCGUGCAGCAUACCCCCGGUCCAGGAAGCUACGACCCUCUCUUCCAAUUUGUCAGCGAACGAAUACCUGGCAGUUCGUGGCAGAGAAGUUCACUUUCCUCGAACGGGAAGCUCAGUCAAGCCAUUCUGUCUCAUGCAAAUGACAUUGUUCCUGGACCGGGAAGUUACGACGUCAAGACAGACCUUCUCUUUCGAAGAAGUUCCAGCGCACUCUUUGUUUCAUCUCGUCAGCUCGAGACUAGCGAAGAUGAGAGUUGGGGAGACAAAUUGAUCUUGCAGCCCAACUUCAGUCUGGUGCAUCCGCGAAUCAGAUGUUCUGUGACAUAUCGAGAGCCUUCUGUGCUGUCUCUUGCUUCAACUGAGCGUGCAGCAUCAACUUCAUCAGUUUCAUCUCUCGACUCAUCCUGUCUCUCAAUUUUGAGCACCAAACGCCGAUCGUUGUCAUAUUCUUUUUGCAAGGGUGUGGGAUCGCGAAAUCAGAGUCGAAAUUACAAAACAAUUGGUCCUAGUGAUUACAUGCCAAACUACAAAUUUGUAUCAAGGAGAACGGCAACAUGUGUCAUUGCUAGGGCACAUCGAGGUCUGUUAGAGAAGGAACAGCAAAGAGAAUUGUACGGGGACGUGCUGUACAUCGAUCCUGAGACGUCAUAUAAGACAACUGUCAAAACCCAACCACGAAUAGUCUUUUCCAGACACAAGAAACCCUCUUUCCUUUCGCAUCAGACUUCGUAUCUGGGACCCAACGACAGUGGCGUGCUCGUGGGGAAGCUAGCUGAGUAUACCCCUUCCAUCGACAUGUCAAGAACCUCCGCACGAGCGUCCGCAAGCAAGGAUGAGGACGCGAGGCUGGGCCCAGGGUACUACUAUGUAGACGACACGCUCACGGCUAGGAGGGUGCCCGCAGCGUUCAUCAGCCCUCCGGCACCGGAAGACGAGGUGGAGGAGGACAGAGAGGGAGAUCGGCUAGUGCUGGAAACGUCAGCAGCCGAUGAGAUGACGAGGCGGAGAGUCGUGAUGAUGGUGGACAUCGGCAGGCAGAUGGGCCGGGAGGAGGCGACGAGGAGGGACCGAGCGCCGGAAGCUCUCGACUACAAUCCCGAGGUCCCGCGAGACAUCAGGGGCUUCAGCAUGGCGACGCAGUCAAGCAGGAAGGAGAACGAUCAAGGAGGGGAGGGAAGUCACUUGCUCAACAAGUACCAAGCCAGCUACAGCCUGGUAGAGAACAGCGGGAGGGCAUACAGCAUCGGGAAGAGCAAGCGGACAAGCGAGGAUGGUGGGGAGGAGGAAGACAGAGGGGGGGACGUGCUAAUCCUGGAUACGAACAAGGGGUGGGAGUACCUGAGAGUCCGACACGACAUUGCAGGUUUUGAUAAGCAGGAAGGACGACCGGAGGCUGUCGCAGGGCAGCACUUGUCUUCUUAUCUGGGACCCAACGACAGUGGCGUGCUCGUGGGGAAGCUAGCUGAGUAUACCCCUUCCAUCGACAUGUCAAGAACCUCCGCACGAGCGUCCGCAAGCAAGGAUGAGGACGCGAGGCUGGGCCCAGGGUACUACUAUGUAGACGACACGCUCACGGCUAGGAGGGUGCCCGCAGCGUUCAUCAGCCCUCCGGCACCGGAAGACGAGGUGGAGGAGGACAGAGAGGGAGAUCGGCUAGUGCUGGAAACGUCAGCAGCCGAUGAGAUGACGAGGCGGAGAGUCGUGAUGAUGGUGGACAUCGGCAGGCAGAUGGGCCGGGAGGAGGCGACGAGGAGGGACCGAGCGCCGGAAGCUCUCGACUACAAUCCCGAGGUCCCGCGAGACAUCAGGGGCUUCAGCAUGGCGACGCAGUCAAGCAGGAAGGAGAACGAUCAAGGAGGGGAGGGAAGUCACUUGCUCAACAAGUACCAAGCCAGCUACAGCCUGGUAGAGAACAGCGGGAGGGCAUACAGCAUCGGGAAGAGCAAGCGGACAAGCGAGGAUGGUGGGGAGGAGGAAGACAGAGGGGGGGACGUGCUAAUCCUGGAUACGAACAAGGGGUGGGAGUACCUGAGAGUCCGGCAUGGGAUUGUGGAGUUUGGAAAGUUGACAGGGCGCGUGAGUGAGAUUAUUGAGUCGUCAGACCCGUCACAGGAUCUUGUCGACUGGGAGGGAGCGCGUGGGGUCGCGGAGAAGACUUUGGGAUUCGUUGACUUCAGUCGGAUGACAGCGAGGAAGGAACCUUUCUCAGCUACAACCUCAGCUGUUCUGGGCCCUGGUGCAUAUGAAAUUCAAGACCAUCUCUUGUUCAGAGACUGCUUUCACGUAUCGUUUGGUCGACAGAGGCGAUUUUCAGAUGACAAGUACGAGGAUGACGAGGGCGAUCGCCUGGUUUUAUACCCAGAGAGAGCUGAAAGUCUGAUUCGCCCAAAUAUUCCAAGUUUCACUUUCAUUUUUCAACCUUCUGCUCUUGUUUCAGAAUGGGCCAGCAAAAAAAUCUUUGUCCGAGGUCAUGAUGGAGAACUCUUUGAAUUGCCUUCGAUUGGAAGCAGAGUGAGAAUGAAACAGCUGUCUGAAAUCUUCUCAGCAUGGAGACGACCUGAUUUCUAUGAAAUCAAAGAAACCUUGACGCGAAAAAGCUGUUACCAGAAAACUCUUGUUGACAUCGGCAAGGCUUCGAAUGUUAGAAAAGUGGAUAUUGGGAUGAAACUUCAGUUUGACGACACUAUAUCAACCUCUCUGCCGAUUGUGAAACAGAUCCAUAAAGGUGGUCUCUUGGAUAAAGCUGGGUCGAUCCAGAAAGGAGAUAAGAUAGUCAAAAUUGUGGGAAAGGAUGGGAGGACGAUGGAUUUGCAUCGAUGGGCUAUGAAAUCAAGAAAUAAAGGAGCCUCUCGCAAACUGCCAGCAGACACUUCCAAUCAGGUCAACCAUCUCGGUCCUUGGAGAGAAUGCGUGAUAUCUUCUCCGGGUACAUCAACACGAUCGAGGACUCAACAACAUUCUUUCUUUUUCAAUGUUCAAACAAAGGAGAAACUUUGGUCUUUUGACGUUUGGUCCAGGAAAGAUGAGGUUGUGCGAAAUAUUAUGCAGGAGAUCGAAGAACUACAAUUUCCGAUCACCAUUCACUUCCGAAGACACCAAUCCCAUUGCACAUUGCAAGUCCUGGUGGAAAACUUUCAAGAUUUUCUGUAUGGAGCGUAUGAUCCCAAGUACGACCUGGUUGAACGUGACUUGCGGUCUGUCUCAGACUUUGUGACAGCAAAUGGAAGAGAGUCAUCAUUGGAAGCCAAGGCGAGGAUGCGACUGUUCCAGAAGAACAUGACAUUGAGUGCUCUCAAGACGCUUCCAACGCAUCUUGCUGCUCCUCCUUCUGAAGCUACCAACAGAGAUUUCACAUCCCAAAAGUUGGCGCUCCGUGAUAAGCAUGAACGAAUGUUUCGAAGUUUGCGAGAAAAGCACAAGCAGGAGGCAGAGGAGAUUGAUGGAGAGGAAGCUGAAUCGCUGAAGCUUCGACAUUCUCAAGAGAGAAAAUCGUUGAGGAAGAAGAUUAGGAGGGAAGAAGAAGCUUUGGAACGAUCGCUGCAAGAACAGCAGCUGAUCUCGCUGGACAAGUCAGAGAUUGAGAGGGAGGUUUCCAAGAUAGUCCUCCAGCAACAUCUGGAGCUUGAUGCAGGAGCGCGGCUGAGGGAGACUGAAAGGCAACGGCGAGUGAGGUUCGCCCCUGAGAACGAGGCUCUCCUGCACACCGCUGCCUACUCGCAAGCGGCUCCUGCAGGGAAGAAGUGGAUCCAGAAAGGAAAGUCGCACACCUGCCCUGACGUUCGAGGACUGACCGACCAAGAGGUUCAAGACUGGAAGCUGCACACUGAGUACCGAGGCUUCUCUGGGAGUGACGACCUCGUCAAGUG